This is a messenger RNA of Xyrauchen texanus (razorback sucker), 2507 nucleotides long. RefSeq names its product rabenosyn-5-like. NCBI's taxonomy places the organism in Eukaryota, Metazoa, Chordata, Actinopteri, Cypriniformes, Catostomidae. The record is from RefSeq and is a predicted model, not a curated record. Gene Ontology annotation, molecular function: metal ion binding. The transcript is spliced from 12 exons. The coding region runs from base 330 to 2507 and encodes 725 amino acids.
CUGAACUCUGGAGGAAAAUGUGUUGAUAUCUAUUGUAUGUGGUUUUAACUUCGCCAUUAUUCAUCAACUCACAAAGACAGGAUAAACAAAAUCGCAGAUGAAUAAAUUGCUCAAGACGUUGUUUGACGCUCUAGUUGAAUUGUGACUUUUAUUUUGACAGCGGAUGAAGUUGUGAUCACACCCGACAGACUGUCGUAUGAUCGAUACUGCUCUGAUAUCAGGAAAUAUUCCGACACAAGGUAUGGCUGUGUGAGUGAUAGAGACGGUUUGGGACAGUCAGGACUGUCGGACAGCUGCAGCGUAACCCCAGAAUCAUCAGUCCGCUCCUCAUGGCCUCAUUGGGGGACACAGCUGAGUUGAAGGAGGGCUUCCUGUGCCCGCUCUGUUUGAAAGAUCUCCAGUCAUUCUACCAGCUGCAGGACCACUAUGAGGAGGAGCAUUCCGGAGACAACAGACAUGUUACUGGACAGCUCAAAAGUCUUGUUCAGAAGGCAAAGAGAGCCAAAGAUAAGCUGUUGAAGCGGGAUGGAGAUGAGCGAACUGAGAGCAUUUACGAGUCUUUUUAUUAUGGAGGAGUUGACCCAUACAUGUGGGAGCCGCAGGAGCUCGGAGCCACCCGCAGUCACUUAGACUCUUUUAAGAUGCACAGAGCAGCACGAAUCGACCAUUAUGUCAUUGAACUCAACAAAUGUAUCAUACGUCUGGAAAAGCUAACCUGCUUUGACAGAACCAGCAUGGAUGCGGCGCAGAUAAGAUCACUUGAGAAAUCUGUGGUGUCAUGGGUGAGUGAUCACGAUGUGCCAUUUUGCCCGGAUUGUGGAGGGAAAUUCAACAUCCGUAACCGCCGCCAUCAUUGCCGUCUUUGUGGUUCCAUCAUGUGUAGGAAGUGCACAGAGUUUGUGCCUCUGCCUCUGGCAUAUAAGUUAACCAGUGGAACGAAAGAGGAUCUGUGUGCUCCGGCCAGUUCGGGUCAGAGCGGUUCUCCUGGAGAACAGGUGAUUCGGCAGAUCCCUCGCCGCGGCUCCAUCAGCAGCAUCUCCUCCGUCACCUCUGUGUUAGAAGAGAAAGAUGAAGACCAUGUGCGCUGCUGUCGGCACUGUAUGGACUCGCUGCUCCGCCAUCAGUGCAAACUGGAGGAGAGAGACCACGUGCCUGACAUUGUCAAUCUCUACGAGAGGUUAAGGACGUGUAUGGAGAAGGUUGAAGCUAAAGCUCCAGAGUACACGCACAUGGCUGAGUCGCUCAAUGCUGGAGAGACGGCCUAUAACAUGGAGAAUGCUGCUGGACUCAGGAUGGAGAUACAAAAAUAUUAUGAGCUCAUUGAUGUUCUGAGUAAGAAGAUUCUCACACUUGGGUUAAGAGAAGAAGUCCAGCCGCACCCAAAAGCUCUCCAGCUGCAAAAGAUGGUGCGCUAUGCAGCUACGCUUUUUAUUCAGGAGAAACUGUUGGGUCUAACGUCCCUCCCCACCAAGGAGAAAUACGAGGAGCUGAAGGAGAAGAGGGUUCAACAGGAGCGGCAGGCAGCCCUGGAGGCACAAACGCGUCGAUCUGAAAAUGAGAAGAACCGACCGGCCCUCAGUACAAACGGGGAUGUUCCUCAUCCUCGCAUGACCAAAGCUGGCAGCUGGCUGCCACAAUCCGACACCCUACACACCCGCUCUGAACUGGACGACCCUCUACUGCAACAGAUCGAAAACAUCGAGUCAUUCUUACGGCAGGCACGCGCUGCAAACCGUACCGAUGAAGUAGCCAUGCUAGAGGAGAACCUACGACAACUUCAGGACGAGUUUGACACCCAGCAGACCAGCCGAGCUAUCGAGCUUUCACAGAAGCUGGCCGAGGAGACGGACCUUCAGCAGAGACAGAUCGAACAUCUGCAUCAAAGAGAGCUUGAGAACAAAACCCACACGAGAACUUCCUCCUUGGAUUUCAGAGACAGAGGAAAUGUUCAGAAACAACAACAAGAGGAGGAAGGUGACUUGGAAGAACAUUUGAUUGAAAACUUGCCACCAUUGGAGAGGCAAAGAGAUGAACAUUCACCGACUCCACCGUCCAAAAACCCGUUUGACAAGGAAGAUUCCUCUCCAGCUGAGGAAGAGCCAAACAGAUCUUUGAACAAAGAGUUGCAGAGGGACCAUAAUCAGACAGCCAAGGGAAAGAAAGAGUACAACCCUUUUCAAGAAGAUGAUGAAAUUGAGAAUCCAGACACCGAUAAGACAUCUGGAAAUCCUUUUGAAGAUGAGGAUGAUGAAGAAGAUAGAGGUAACCCUUUUAAAGAGGGUUCAUAUGAGACUCCGACUGCCUCAAGCAAUCCGUUCGAUGAAGAUGAUGAGGUCUCUGCUAUGGAGUAUAUGAUUGAGGAAGAGUUACUGCUACAACAGAUAGAUAAUAUUCGUGCAUAUAUCUUUGAUGCCAAGCUCAGUGAACGCUCAGAUGAAGUGGAGCUUUUGUCUGAGAACCUGCGGGAGCUGCAACGCACGCUUCAAGAGCAGAAACGAAAGAAAUAG